AUGCAGUGGUCGAGUGCUAUCGCCGUGGCCGUCGUCGCGAUCCUCGUUCUCGCGACGCGCGAUGAGCUCAUCGGCUCCUCGGACGCCAUCGCCGCCAAGUUCCCAGGCGACACCAUGGACCUCCGCGCCAUCGUGAGCCCGCGCUUGUCGGGCGUCGGCAUCCGCCUCUUUGCGCAGCUCACGCGCGUGCCUGUGAUCGGCCGCCUCGUGCUUCAAGUGCUCCGCGCCGACAACGACGUCAUUGCCGUGCGCGAGUUUGCGUCAACCGUGACCGACUCGCCCAUGUACUACCCCGUGCACGUGCUUGGCGCCGACGAGCGUGCGGCCCACGACGCCAAGGCCGCCGGGUUUGACGUUCACGAUCUCACGUUUGCGCCCAUUGGCGAGAACCUAGCCUUCCAGCGCUGGACGAUCCAGGAUUACACGGACAAGUACAAGGCGGGCGCCGUGACGCCGCUGCAGGUGGCGAAAGCCGUUUUGGCCGCGAUCGCCGAGUCGGAUGCCCGGCCCGUCCCUCUGCGUGCGUUCAUUGAAGUCAAAACCGACGAAGUUCUGCGCGAAGCCGCCGCGUCGACAGCGCGGUACGCUGCGGGAAAGCCGAUGGGCGUGCUGGAUGGCGUGCCCGUUGCCGUCAAAGACGAGGUCGACCUCGCAGGUUACAACUCGACGUACGGCACGGGCUUUCUCGGUCCCCUCAACGGCCCCGUGGCGCUUGAUGCACCGCCGAUUGCGCGUCUCCGGGCGGCUGGCGCGCUCUUCGUCGGCAAGACCAACAUGCACGAGUGCGGUCUCGGCACGACCGGCAUCAACCCGUCACAUGGCACUGUGCGCAACCCGUACAAUCAAAACCACAUGACGGGCGGUUCCUCGAGCGGGUCGGCGGCGGCCGUCGCCGCGGGCUUGGUGCCGCUUGCGAUCGGCGUUGACGGCGGCGGCUCGAUCCGCAUCCCCGCCGGUCUCUGCGGCGUCGUGGGCUUGAAGCCCAGCUACCAGCGCAUCCCGUGCUACUUUCCCGCGUCGCCGAGCUUGGCGUAUGUGGGGCCGAUCGCUGGAUCCGUCCAAGACGCCGCUCUGGCGUAUGCCAUCAUGUCGGGGCCCGAGGCAACGCUGCCGAUGAGCCAGCUCCAGCCGCCCGUGCACAUUGAUGCGACCGCGCUCGAAUCGACGGCCCUCCAAGGCGUGCGCGUCGGCAUCUUCCGCGAGUACCUCCAAGGCACGGACCCCGAGAUCGUUGCGGCAUUCUGGGCCACGGCGCGGCACCUCGAGUCGCUUGGUGCGACGCUUGUCGACGUGGUGAUUCCCAACUUGCAGGCGAUUCAUUUCAGCCACUCGGUCACGAUCGUGAGCGAAGAGGCGCUCAACGCCGAUGCGCAUUACGACAAGAUCGCGUCGUUCUCGCCCGAGGUUCAGAUCACGCUCCAGUUUAGCCGCAGCGUGUUUACGAGCAUGGACUUUGUCGCGGCGCAGCGCAUUCGAGGCUACGCCAUGCGCGUCACGAAAGAGCUCUUCCAGUCGAUUGACGUCUUGCUGACGCCGACGACAGGCGUCGCUGCGCCGGCGUUGACCCCGGACGUCUUCGAGUCGGGCCUGAGCGACCUGAGUUUAACGAUUGCGCUCAUGCGCUACAUCAUUCUCGGCAACUUUGCCGGCAUUCCGUCAAUGACGGUACCGGUCGGGUACUCGGCCGACGCCAAGCUGCCUCUCUCGAUGCUGCUGCAGACCUUCCACUACAACGAGCACGAGCUCUUGCAUUUGGCCCGUGUGCUCGAAAAGCACGCGCCGCCGGCCAAGCCCGCCUCGUUCUACUACUCGAUCCUUGACGACGCGACCAAGCACUAAGAUCGUAGUCGAAUGGCGACGUCGAAACGAUUUUCAUGUCUCGCUCGUCCUGCGAUCCAAAUACAUGCCCUAUGCACGGAA
This is a messenger RNA of Saprolegnia parasitica CBS 223.65, 1920 nucleotides long. RefSeq lists its product as hypothetical. NCBI's taxonomy places the organism in Eukaryota, Oomycota, Saprolegniomycetes, Saprolegniales, Saprolegniaceae. The transcript has 2 exons. Bases 1 to 1839 code for a protein of 612 amino acids. Gene Ontology annotation, molecular function: catalytic activity. The record is from RefSeq and is a predicted model, not a curated record.